UUCCUUCUCAGAAAUCCCAUUCUCUCCCUCCUUUCUAACUAUUUAUAUAUAUUCUCAAUUCUCAUCUUCAAACCAAACAACAACAACAUAAACAACAAAGAAGCUCAAAUUUCAGACUUUUAAAAACACUAGAAUCAUCAUCCAAGCUCUAAUGGCGUCACCAAAGUCACCUACACGACCAACCCAACAACACCCACAACCCACUUUCCACGAUUUCCUCCCCGCUAUGGCCGGAAACCUUGGCGGCGAAGGUCUUAUCGGAGAGCUCUGCAACGGUUUCGAGCUACUGAUGGACAGGGAGAAAGGUGUCAUCACCUUCGACAGUCUCCGCCGCAACGCCGCCGCGGUUCUCGGUCUCGGAGAUUUGACUGACGAUGACGUCAGCUGUAUGAUUAAAGAAGGGGACUUUGACUGCGACGGCGCGUUGAAUCAGAUGGAGUUUUGCGUUUUGAUGUUUAGGCUCAGCCCUGAUCUGAUGGAGGCGUCGCGCUGUCUCGUCACGGAAGCGAUUGAGGAGGAGUUCGGUGAUUUCUCUCGCCGCCGGCAUUGAACACCGGAGAGAGAUUGAUUUGGGAUCAUCAUCUUCCCCCUCUCUGAUGAUUUAAUUCGAUUCAUUUGUUACUUAUUUCUCUUUUUUUCAAUUAAUUGUUACAAUUUACAUAAUUCUUCGAAUCAUACGAUACUACUUUUAUACGGCUUA
Capsella rubella is the source of this 700-nucleotide messenger RNA. RefSeq names its product calcium-binding protein PBP1. Gene Ontology annotation, molecular function: calcium ion binding. The coding region runs from base 152 to 550 and encodes 132 amino acids. NCBI's taxonomy places the organism in Eukaryota, Viridiplantae, Streptophyta, Magnoliopsida, Brassicales, Brassicaceae. The record is from RefSeq and is a predicted model, not a curated record. The transcript has a single exon.